AUGAUGCUGCAGGACGAGGCCAGGCGGGUGGACGGCGCUCGCUGCUUUAGUACCCCUGGACUGACCCGAUCCCGGCACCGACCCGAUCCCACCGGCCCCUGGGACGGCUGCUGCCCCCCGGACCCGGCCGAGGGGCCGACCCCCGGCCCCCCGCCCGCCCCCCAGCGCCGGUCCAUGGGGGCAGAUGGGAUGUAUGAGAAGAUCAGGAUGUUGAACAUUCAGAGCACAGGCUGGGGCGGGCGGCAGGACUGGUACCCGGACGGGCUGGUCCCCGGGCAGCCCAACCCAGACAGCUGCCAGCAGCUGGACGGUGGCCUGGAGCCCGAGCCCCUGCCCGGGGCCGGCGCCGACGACCCGGACGACUCGCAGCUCCGGCUGCAGCUGAAACGCAAACUGCAAAGGAACCGAACGUCCUUCAGCCAGGAGCAGAUCGAGGCGCUGGAGAAAGUCUCCAGCCCGGACGAGGAUGCUCCCGGCCCAGCACAAGCACCAGGUGCCUCGUACGCCACUGACACAGCAACAGGGGGCGCCCUCUUGCCGGGGUUCGGGGAUUUCCCUCCCCUGGAGCCGGCCCCCAGCUCCCUGGAGCAGCUGCUGGGGUCCAACGUGCUGAACACGUUUUUCGAGGUGAGGGUCUAUUACCGGGGGCACCUCGUGCUGCAGACGCUGGUCCCCAACCCGCAGGGCUUCCGGCUGGUGCCCCCCAGCGCCGGGCCCAGCCCCUGCCCCGAGCUGGCGGACGUGGCGCUGCCCGAGCCGGGGGUGCUGCGGGACGGGGUGCAGGCCUCGUACACGGCCCGGCUGCUGCAGGGGCUGGGGGCCGGGGUGCUGCUGCGGGUGGAGGGACCUGCCCUCUGCGCCACCCGCCUGGGGCGCCUCCACGCCUACUGGGGGCGCACAGAGACCCCCGAGCCGGGGGCCGAAGGCGGGGAGCUGUCCAAGGAGGGGUGCACCCCCGUCUACGACCUGCCGCGCUUCGUCAGAGAGCUCAUCCGCUUCAUGGAGGGGCAGGGCAGCUCCCCCACCUACGAGCUGUGGCUCUGCCUGGGGGAGGCCUGGCCGGACACGGGGCGCUCCUGGAAAAAGAAACUCAUCAUGGUGCAGGUGGUGCCCACGGCCCUGCAGACCCUGCACCAGCUGAGCCAGGCCGGGGGGGCCUCGUCGCUGCGGGCGGAGGAGCCGGACCUGCGCAUCUCGGACUCGCUGGGGGAGGCCGGGCUGCUGGGGGCCCUGCGGGGCUGGGAGGAGCGGAUGGAGACCCAGCCCUACGGCUAGCCGGCCGCUCGCGCUCGCCCACCCAGCCGAACCCCGGCGUCCGGGACAGAGCCCCGGGCUUCACCCACCUUGUCUGUGCCCUCAGGCCGCUGGGGGUGGGGCGGCCUGGUUCUCGGGGCCCACAAGGAGCAGGUCCAUCCCAGACAGG
Molecule: messenger RNA, 1423 nt
Organism: Mauremys mutica (yellowpond turtle)
Lineage: Eukaryota; Metazoa; Chordata; Testudines; Geoemydidae
Product: interferon regulatory factor 3-like
Exons: 10
Coding region: 1-1275 (424 amino acids)
Biological process (GO): immune system process; regulation of transcription by RNA polymerase II
Cellular component (GO): nucleus
Molecular function (GO): DNA-binding transcription factor activity, RNA polymerase II-specific; RNA polymerase II cis-regulatory region sequence-specific DNA binding; protein binding
Source: RefSeq, a predicted model, not a curated record